CCACACAAGUGGCCCUUUGAUUUAUGUUGGUUUUCUUUGAUUUAUUGAACAAAUGUUUGAUUUUCAGUUUCCGUAGUUACAGUCGACCUGUUGAGCUCACUUCCGGUUUGCUUAUGACAUACCAUAACGUUGUAAAGUGUCCAGUUUGAUGUGGAUGCUCAGGAUGUGGUAAUUAGUUUAUGUCAAAGUGGUUAUCCAUAGCGGAGCAUAUUCAAACUAUGUACACGUGUUGGGUAAACUGACGUAGGAACCAGGAACCGUACAUUUGUAUUUAAAGACGCUGACGGAAGACAUUUGUAGACGCGCACACUUCCGUAAACUAGAGCCGCUUUCGACUCGCCCGUGUGGUUCGUUGUGUUGUCUCCGUGAUGGAUCGCAGCAGAUCACCUGAUAGAGCUGGAAGAGAGAAAAAACACGAGAAGAAGAAGAAACGAAGACGAUCCUCCUCUUCCUCCUCCUCUUCCUCCUCGUCUUCCUCAUCCAGCAGCAGGAGUCGAAGCAGAUCCUCAAAGAAAGCAUCGCACACAAGUCAAGAUGUGAAAACACAAAGAAAGAAGCGAAGAAGAAGCUCCUCUUCUUCAUCGUCCACUUCUUCUUCGUCGUCUUCUUCGUCGUCUAGUGACGAAAAGAAGAAGAAGAAGAAGAAGAAAAGUAAAGCCAAGAAAAAGAAGAAAGAGAAGAAGAAGAAAAAGGCGAAGCUGAAGAAAAAGGAGAAAAAGGAGAAAGAGAAGAAGGAGAAGUUGAAGGAGGAGAAGAAGAGAGCAGAGGUGGUGUUAGUGCCCAGCCCUCCUGUAGAGAAGCCUCCAUCUUACCUGGAAGUGUGGCAGAGUGAUGAGGGGGCCAUGGAGCUCGGACCUGGUGGGACAACACAUGACUUCACUCUGUUUUAUCCAUCGCAUCUGGUUGUUGAAAUAAUGGAGACGGUGAUGACCGAUGAGCAGAAGGCCCGACUCUCCACGAAGAGGCCCAUCACCAAAGAGGAGUACGAGGCCAGGCAGAGUGUGAUCCGCAGGGUGGUGGACCCGGAAACCGGACGCACCAGAUUGGUGAGAGGAGAAGGAGAGAUCAUCGAGGAGAUAGUCAGCCGAGAAAAACACAAAGAAAUCAACAAGCAAUCCACGAAGGGAGACGGGAAAGACUUCCAGAGGAAACUGGGAGUGAACAGGUAGAAGAUGCUGGAUCUCCUUCUGGAGCCUCGAUAAGCUGAAUGUUACAUCUCAAACGGUUGCUGACUUCACUGCACAGUGACGGUACAAAGUAAAGGACGUUUACUCUGGAUGUUCACCCAGUUCAUUCCUGGUAAAAGACAGUUUCUCCGACUGAUUUGCCUUAUUAAAUCUAAGCUGGAGUUGGUGAUGUCCCAACUAGUGAUCACAUGCGAUGGUAAAUGUAUUUUUAUUGUUUUUUUUAAGUAUUUCAAUGAGUAUAUUCAAGGUUCAGUCCUGAAUAGGUUUUCUGUACCUGCUGACUGAAGACAGACUGACCAUUGAAAUGUUUUCUUCAUUUGAAAUCAACUGAUUUGUGUCGUACGUUACAAAGCUGGUUUAAGCGCUGACUCGACUCUUUUGGCUUCAUACUCUGAACUUCACUUCUGUUUCUUUGGUUCUCUGAACAAAUCUGCAUUUGGAUGAAAUGACUCCUGAAAAAUAAACAUUGUCAGCUGCA
Messenger RNA from Cyclopterus lumpus (lumpfish), 1665 nucleotides. RefSeq names its product ADP-ribosylation factor-like 6 interacting protein 4 (gene arl6ip4). The transcript is spliced from 5 exons. Bases 369 to 1169 code for a protein of 266 amino acids. NCBI's taxonomy places the organism in Eukaryota, Metazoa, Chordata, Actinopteri, Perciformes, Cyclopteridae. The record is from RefSeq and is a predicted model, not a curated record.